Messenger RNA from Helicoverpa armigera (cotton bollworm), 2457 nucleotides. RefSeq names its product Secretory 10 (gene Sec10). Gene Ontology annotation, cellular component: exocyst; cytoplasm. Gene Ontology annotation, biological process: exocytosis; Golgi to plasma membrane transport. The record is from RefSeq and is a predicted model, not a curated record. The transcript is spliced from 15 exons. Bases 151 to 2373 code for a protein of 740 amino acids. Lineage: Eukaryota; Metazoa; Arthropoda; Insecta; Lepidoptera; Noctuidae.
AAAAAUGACAUUAGGAAAAAUAUUUUUGCAAUUUCUAAUCGCGAAAAGUAGGCGUUUUUGUCGAUAAUUUCAUCGUACAAGAUUUAUCUUUUAAUAUAUAGAUACUUUAUGUUAGUGUAAACAGUAUUAGAAUCUAAUUAAUCUGUCAAGAUGAUGAACCAAUACAUAAAAGAGUUAGAACAAGAUCCAUUUGAUCCAGAUGAGUUUGUAGAGAGGAUGGUGAGAAGGAGUAUGCAGGAAUCCCGGUUGAAGGAUGACCAAUUUGAUCCUGAAAUGAUACAUGACAUUUUUACGCAAGCUAUACAAGAUUUAAAGGUGUUACAAGAGAGACAGGAGAGGAAAUGUGCAAGGCUGGAGCAAUCUGUGCAAGAAGAAGAGAAACUGUAUGGUGCUAAACUGGCUGAAAUCAUGGAUCAACAUACUCAUUGUGUAGGAGUGUUCAGAGCGUUAGACGAGCGCAUGUCUCGUUGCGGAGGCCGAGCGCUGGACGUUGGCGAGAAGUUAGGCGCCGCGCGAGCCCCGCGAGCGAGGGCUGCCGCUGCCAGGGACCUGCUAUCUCAUCUGUCACACUUCUUGAGCCCUGGGCCGGUGCUUAUUGACCUGUUUAACGAUCCAAGCAAGCUGAAUGAAGCAGCAGAUGUCAUACAAAAACUCCACACAAUAGCUCAAGAGUUGCCGCCUGACAAAUUUGAAGUUGCCAAGAAGAAAAUCGAAGCCAAAUACGAUGAGAUCGAGAGGAACCUCAUUGAAGAGUUUGUGAAGGCACAGAAUCAGGGCAAUAUGGCCAAGAUGAAGGAAAUCGCUAAUAUUAUGACCAACUUUAAAGGCUAUUCACAGUGUGUUGAUGCUUUUAUUGAGACUAGCCAAAUGAAUGCCUUGCUAGGCAAGGACAUAUUCGCAGCAGUUCUACCUCUAUGCAAGAAGAACUACACGAUCAUAAGCAAUGUAUUCCCGAACCCUGACCAAGUGAUGAGCAAGUUUGUGCUGAAUAUAUUCCAUCUGAAGCUACAGAAGUAUAUACAGACCAAGUUAGCAGAUAAGAACGAUGUCGAGAAGUACUUGAAGAAUCUGUAUGAGAUGUACACUAGCACACAACGCGUAUGUGACGAGCUGGUGACCGCCGGCCUCGUCUCCGCAGAAGGCAACACCACGACAGGCGACCUGCGCCGCGACGCGCUCGUCAACGGCGCCAUGGCCGGCGCUAAUGACGGAUAUCCCGCCAUGGAGACUCGGAGACUUAAAGCUGUCAUGUCGAAUGCUCUUAACUCUUAUUAUACGGAGAAACAACAUGUUAAAAAGCAGAUACAGGGUGGCGGUUUCCAAGAUUUCCGUCGUGAUCUACAAGCGGUGAUCGGCACCCGCGCGAACAUUAACAUCGCUCAGAUAGAGAACUACGGCGGCGAGACGUUCCUUAGCGAACAGCUCGUGCAGAGGCUGAUCAACGAUGCUAAAACCUCCUUCACUAGGUGCAAGACUCUAUGUACUGCCAACGAGCUGUCUGGAACUACAGUGGCCCUCUUAGAGGUGGUAAUACAACAUCUACUUGUAGAGCACGUGGACUACGCUCUCGACUUGGGCCUGCAGUCCAUCCCGAUUGUUGAGAGCAAGUCACCGCCACAGAUAUAUUUCUUCGACAUCGUGAAGCAAGCUAACAAGAUUGUCAGAAUGUUUGAAGAACACUUCCAGGAAUCUGUCGUGAAUUGUAUGGCCCGGCCUAUGGUAUCAACAGGGAUUAACGCUGCCAGACAGCGAAGGAGUUCAACAACAAAACAAAACGAAUGCAUGCAAAGGAAGACAGCUAUUAUGGAGCAGCUUGAAAACAAGCUGGAUGCUGGUCUUGAGCGAGCUAUCGUAGCUAUUGUAAGCUGGGUCAAGCUGCAUCUACAAAAUGAGCAGAAGAAGACUGACUUCAAACCUGAAGGAGAUAUUGAUACGCUUGCUUCUUCUGCAUGCCUAGCAGUGGUGUCGUACCUAAACAACGUGAUGGACAAGAUUCACGGCGGCCUCGAGGGGGACAACCUGCAAGCAGUCACGUUGGAACUGGCCGUCAGACUCCACAGGGUCAUAUACGAACAUCUGCAUAACUACCAGUUUAAUUCUGCAGGUGCUAUGAUAGCAAUCUGCGACGUGAAAGAGUACCGCAGUGCCGUGUGCGGUCGAGGAGCCCGCGCGGCCCCGGCGCCGGCGCAUGCAUUGUUCGACGCACUGCAUGCCUUAUGUAAUCUGCUGCUGGUGAAGCCUGAAAACCUUCAUCAGGUCUGCGAGGGAGAAACUCUGGCGGAACUCGAUCAUUCCAUACUACACAACUUCAUACAACUGCGGGCAGACUACAAGAGCCACAAGCUAUCCAGCUUCCUCAAAGGACUUUCGUAAUUCUAGACAACGAUUUUUUUACCAAAUUCUGACGAUUUUAUAAAAGUUCGUCGGAUUUAGGCUUUGUAUACACUGUUGACUGAG